Cornus florida is the source of this 1293-nucleotide messenger RNA. RefSeq lists its product as uncharacterized. The coding region runs from base 328 to 879 and encodes 183 amino acids. The record is from RefSeq and is a predicted model, not a curated record. The transcript is spliced from 5 exons. NCBI's taxonomy places the organism in Eukaryota, Viridiplantae, Streptophyta, Magnoliopsida, Cornales, Cornaceae.
UCAAAGCACGUGAAAAAAAAAAAAAAAUCAAAAAUCAAAAAUCAAAACCCAUGCACGCGCACAAGUAGGCGCGUUUGAAAUACAUCACACGGAGUUCAGAGUUUAGAGAAGUCCUCGCUUUGGCCUCAUCGGCUCUUACAGCGAACUCGUGUAACGUCUGUCACAGUCUCUCUCUAUAAACUUUACUGUUUGGAAGCCAUUGAUACGAAAACAUUGGAAGCUUUUUUCUCUUUCUCUCUCUAGACUUUGUUGCUAUUAAUACGAAGGUUCAGAACCAUAUCGUUUUGGUCUCAAAACACUGUAAAUCAGGAAACACAUAAUCAUAGCAUGAGCACCAGGGGGUCCAAUGGACCUCCUCUAAGAGGGUAUGUGAGGAACCCUCGACGGAGGAGGACUGUUCUAGCAGUUGAUCUCAAUGCGCUACCAAGUGAGAACCAGGAUCAGGAUGGUACUUCAGCUCAUGCCGGCUCUCAGGAUGUACAAGCUGGUCAACAAGGAGGAUCUGUACAACCUGCAACAAUUGAUGUUGAGGCUUUCGACGAUGAUGUUCUUAUUUCUUCACCCAGGUCUUUUGAAGAAGCUAAAAACAAUUCCACAAGGAAUCGUGGAAGGACUGUUGUAGUUGAUGUAGAUUCAGGAGAACUGACUCCUAGUGGUCGCAACUUGCGCAGAAGAGUUUCUUCAAACCAAACAAUUAUAAAUUGCGAACUUUAUGUAAACUUGGAAGGAAGUAACAAUUCUAAGGACUUGGCCCUUCAUGGCCUCCAACAUGUAGUUCUAAUACAAAAUGCUUUGCUGGAUUAUGAGGGGAAUGGAACAAUGGUUUCGGAAUGCCUUUCAAAAUUUGAUCUUAUCGGAGCUGAUAAUUUCUGUUCUUGAGAGAGAGAGAGAGGGCGGGAGGGAGAGUUUAAAACCUGCAAUGCUUAAUUAAUGGCACCGUUGAGUCUUGGUCUGGAACCAACCGUUUUGGUCACUGUAGGUUUUGGUUCUUAGGAGUCUGAAAUUUGUGGUGUUGUUUUGUUUGAAUGUGUACGCACCUCAAGAACGGUAAGCUUAGUUAACGGUAAUGGUGAUUAGAGAUUUAGAUUUUUUGGACAUAGAAGGAAGAUUUUCGUACUAUAUGCUAUGCUCGAUACCGAUUUGGUUUCGAGUCAGAGUGACUGGUUUAGCUUGUCAACUGUUCUAAUCUCUUCCAAGUUGCAUUUAUUUGGCAGCUUCAAUUUUAUAGUAUGAACCAUACUUUUCGGGUUGAAAAUGUAAUUAGCUUAUAUGGAUCUGUCCCUUUCUUUUCUC